GUGAGUGAAUUCCGUGUGUGGGAACCAUUGGGAGGAGCCACCAGGAUUCAGGAGUUUCCUGGGUGAGGCGUGGCCACAACUGACACUCCUGCUUUGUACUAGAAGGAAGGAGUAUGGAGUUAAAGACUGUGGCGUGAACUGAGGAACCCUGGACAGGCCACUUGCUGCAGGGGACCCAGUCCAGAUCCCAGGAAAGCCCCGCUGCCCCUUCGGACCCCGUCUCCCAUCUACAAAACGUGGAGAUUGGCCCAGUUGACGUGUCUCUACAAAAAGGUGCAUAUACCACUGCCCCACCGCAGGCUGAUCUGGGGAAGCCUCUGGCCCAGGGCAGAUACCGCCAUGGCCUUCCUGAUGCACCUGCUGGUCUGCGUCUUCGGAAUGGGCUCCUGGGUGACCAUCAAUGGGCUCUGGGUAGAGCUGCCCUUGCUGGUGAUGGAGCUGCCUGAGAGCUGGUACCUGCCCUCCUACCUCACGGUGGUCAUCCAGCUGGCCAACAUCGGGCCCCUCCUGGUCACCCUGCUCCAUCGCUUCCGGCCCAGCUGCCUUUCUGAAGUGCCCAUCAUCUUCACCCUGCUGGGCGUGGGAACCGUCACCUGCAUCAUCUUUGCCUUCCUCUGGAAUAAGACCUCCUGGGUGCUGGACGGCCAACACAGCAUUGCCUUCUUGGUCCUCACCUUCUUCCUGGCCCUGGUAGACUGCACCUCUUCGGUGACCUUCCUGCCCUUCAUGAGCCGGCUGCCCACCUACUACCUCACCACCUUCUUUGUGGGUGAAGGACUCAGCGGCCUCUUGCCUGCCCUGGUGGCUCUUGCCCAGGGCUCGGGUCUCACUACCUGCGUCAAUGUCACUGAGCUAUCAGACAGCAUACCAAGCCCAGUACCCACGCGGGAAACUGACAUCACACAGGGAGUUCCCAGAGCUUUGGUGUCCGCCCUCCCCGAAAUGGAAGCGCCCCUGUCCCACCUGGAGAGCCGCUACCUCCCCGCCCACUUCUCACCCCUGGUCUUCUUCCUCCUGCUAUCCAUCAUGAUGGCCUGCUGCCUCGUGGCGUUCUUUGUCCUCCAGCGUCAACCCAAGUGCUGGGAGGCUUCCGUGGAAGACCUCCUCAAUGACCAGGUCACCCUCCACUCCAUCCGGCCGCGAGAAGAGAAUGACUUGGGCCCUGCAGGCACAGUGGACAGCAGCCAGGGCCAGGGGCAUCUAGAGGAGAAAGCAGCUCCCUGCUGCCCGGCCCACCUGGCCUUCAUCUAUACCCUGGUGGCCUUCGUCAAUGCGCUCACCAACGGCGUGCUGCCCUCUGUGCAGACCUACUCCUGCCUGUCCUACGGGCCAGUUGCCUACCACCUGGCCGCCACCCUCAGCAUUGUGGCCAACCCUCUUGCCUCGUUGCUCUCCAUGUUCCUGCCUAACAGGUCUCUGCUGUUCCUGGGGGUCCUCUCCGUGCUUGGGACCUUCUUUGGGGGCUACAACAUGGCCAUGGCGGUGAUGAGCCCCUGCCCCCUCUUGCAGGGCCACUGGGGUGGGGAAGUCCUCAUCGUGGCCUCGUGGGUGCUUUUCAGCGGCUGCCUCAGCUACGUCAAAGUGAUGCUAGGCGUGAUCCUGCGCGACCUCAGCCGCAGCGCCCUCUUGUGGUGCGGAGCGGCGGUGCAGCUGGGCUCGCUGCUCGGAGCGCUGCUCAUGUUCCCUCUGGUCAACGUGCUGCGGCUCUUCUCGUCCGCUGACUUCUGUAAUCUGCACUGUCCCGCCUAGGCAUGCCACCGACCCCGCCCCCAUCGCUAACGGACGGAACUGGGAUCCAGAGAGGCAAGGUCACAGAGCAAGUGGCAGGAACAGAGAUGCAGAGCCUGAGUAAUUGAAUCAUGAACACAAGUGCCCACUACGGACUGUGGGGAAGAUGCGACCUGGAAAUGCAAGGUGCAGCUCUAUCCCCAACUCUGUGUCACAGUACCUGUGACUACAAGUUCGGAUCUCCUUUGCUUUGACUCUCAAGAGAGGACUGAUUUGCAGCAUCUAGCUGGAGGCAGGCCCAAGGGUGUUAGAAGGGAAACAGCUGGGAGGGUGAGCUGUCCCUUCAGGCUGUGUGACCUUGGAAAAGUCACUUGGCUUCUCUGUGCCUGUUUCUUCAUGCAUGCAAUGGGGAUUACAGUAAGUACCAACUACCUCACGGGCAUGGCACAGAGACAAAAGGAAGAAGACAAAAGGAGGGCAUAAAGCAAGCCCUCCUGGGCCACCUGCUGACCUGAGAGUCCAUCAUAGUAACAAGAGUGGCAGUCAGCACAACCUAGAAGUAGCCAGAAGGGUUGAGACAGGCCCCUGCCCUCUCUCCUUUGCCCCUCAGUCUCACAGAGGGGCUUCUACAAGACAAGCAGCUAGCGAUAGAAUCUUGGGUAUCUUGGCUUUCGGAUUCCCAGUGUGGAGAGACAGAGUACCCCAUACACCCCUUCCUGUCAUCCUUCCUGGCCCAUAAAGCCCACUUGUUGGAGAGCAAGUACCUUCCUGGAAGCAGGAGGGGUGAUUUGCUGGUGGGGCUGGGGAGGGCCCAUCCCUGAGCCUCUGAAAGUGAAAUCCCCAACCAGGCUGGGGACCAGACACGCAGACCCCCUGGAAGUAUUCUCUCAAAUGGAGGUGGCAAAGGUGAUUGUUAUUUUGUUUUAGCUUUAGUUUUUCAUUUUUUUAAAUAAAGACAUUCCCUGCUUUUA
Mandrillus leucophaeus (drill) is the source of this 2699-nucleotide messenger RNA. It is a transcript of the gene SLC52A3, whose product is annotated as solute carrier family 52 (riboflavin transporter), member 3. The transcript has 5 exons. Gene Ontology annotation, biological process: riboflavin transport. The record is from RefSeq and is a predicted model, not a curated record. Gene Ontology annotation, molecular function: riboflavin transmembrane transporter activity. Gene Ontology annotation, cellular component: plasma membrane. NCBI's taxonomy places the organism in Eukaryota, Metazoa, Chordata, Mammalia, Primates, Cercopithecidae. Bases 340 to 1749 code for a protein of 469 amino acids.